AGUCGUGAAGCAGGAAGAGGCAGUGAAAACGUCGGACUGGUUUCAUAUAGCGACGUUUCAACAUCUGAUCAACAAUGAAAGGUGUCGUUUAUCUGAUCGCAUUCGUCGUUUCGACUGGGCUUACCUGUGCCCAACAUCGAACGGCACAUACAUUAUUUAGAGAGCUCGUUGGGACCCUAUUGCCGCAGCGUCAAUCCAAUGACAGUUCCGUAUACUGUAGCGUCUACGAUAGCAUGAAGAACUCACCGCAAGACCCCAAGCUGCAAGUUCUCGGCCUAUUUCUUGGGGCUUUCUGUCCGGAGGAAAACCGUCAAUGUGGUGCAUGGAACCAGUUUACCGAAUGCUCGUCCAAAACCUGUGGACAUCAGACUCGCUCGCGUAAUUGCACAUGUCACAUAUGUGGCGACCAAAUACCCAUCGGACAGCUGCCUUGCGUCAACAUCAACAACACCGUUAACAGCGAGUCUGACGUCGACCCCUGUGAGGCUGCGAACAACAUAGGAACUAUGGAGGUGAAGCCCUGCGGACCAUCGUGCCACGGCAUCGGCAUCGCCAGCGCAUUCAUCGACAUCUUAUCGGGAGCACCGGAGACUUCCUGUUUGAAGAAUUUCUUCGAUUUCUUGCAGGGACGCAUUCCGCCCCUGAUCUAGAGAUUUGCAAAGGUCGUGCGCUGAAUCACUAGCGAUUGCAUAUGUCGAUAAGUGUCUAUCUAUCUAUCUA
Messenger RNA from Priapulus caudatus, 720 nucleotides. RefSeq lists its product as uncharacterized. The coding region runs from base 75 to 650 and encodes 191 amino acids. Lineage: Eukaryota; Metazoa; Priapulida; Priapulimorpha; Priapulimorphida; Priapulidae. The transcript has 4 exons. The record is from RefSeq and is a predicted model, not a curated record.